Messenger RNA from Botrytis fragariae, 1314 nucleotides. RefSeq names its product putative ice2 family protein. Bases 1 to 1314 code for a protein of 437 amino acids. The transcript has 3 exons. Gene Ontology annotation, biological process: septin ring assembly; endoplasmic reticulum inheritance. The record is from RefSeq and is a predicted model, not a curated record. Lineage: Eukaryota; Fungi; Ascomycota; Leotiomycetes; Helotiales; Sclerotiniaceae. Gene Ontology annotation, cellular component: endoplasmic reticulum membrane; perinuclear endoplasmic reticulum; cortical endoplasmic reticulum.
AUGUGGUUAUUCCGAGCUCUUUCCUCUGCGACCUUCCUCUUGUCGAUAAUCCUCUCCAUACCUAUAGCCUUCGAUGUUGGAGGUCGAGAAUGCGGCCUGGCAUUCUCCCUCGCCCUUUUCGAGUUCUACUUAUUCUAUUCGACGUUAAAAUUAACGACGCCUGAUAAUUCGAGGAUACGAUGGGCAUUAAUACAACUUAUUGGGUGGGCGCAGUGGAUAAUACUGCCAGGGUUGUUAAUCUGGAGCAUGAAUCGAUUUGCAGUAGACGCAGAUAGUGAUGGGGGCUGGGUUACUAGGACCUUUGAUGGCAAGCGUGCGAAAGAUAAGGAAUUAAAAGAAUGGGUUUUUGGCUAUGGAGGUCUUCUUGAAAUGUUGACAGUUGGAACAUGGGAUAAAGUUUUACGAUAUUCAACACCGUUGUUUCAAAUGGCAGAAGGAUUUUGCUCCCUUUUGGUCAUCCAAGCAGCGGGUCAAAUCACAAGAUACCUUGUAAAUCGCAGAAGUGAUUCAUGGAUGAUUGGGCUACUUGUGCUAUCAGCCUCAAUUAUUUCAAGUGCUGUUUAUUUCUUACUCCGUAUCACGGGGUUUCCGCAGAUCAGCAACGUCGAUGCUACACUUAUAGGCAUCACUAUGACUUGCGCAGUCUUUUUGUGUGCAUGGGGUAUCGGAAGUGGUAGAGGUAACCCAGUGGAGAGCUCCCUACUUUUCGCUUACUGCACACUUUGCAUAUAUCAAAUAUUCACCGACUACCUUCCAUCGGCAACGGAUGAGAUUCCCCAAGCACCCGUUCAACCCGAUUUCCCACCAUUCCCUCCUAUCAUCAUGGCUUCUUACUCAACUCUUUUGAGUGUUUUAUCAACAAUGCCAUCUUUCGUCCAUUCAAGCUUUUACUUUCUAUACGCAGCCUUCCAGACAAUCACUCCCUCGAUCAUUAUAUCGCUUGCAUUCCGGGUUUUUGUAUUCUAUGCAGCCACCCGGAUUAUACCAGCGAUACGCGAGUCUGGAGUUGGAGCACUGUCUCAGGAUUUAGGUCUUGACGAGAGCGAAGGAGAGGGUAAAAUCUUAGGACUACUAAGCUGGUUUAGUCCCUCAAUAUUGAUUGCUGUUUACACUAGCUUAUUGAUGCAACAUUUCUCUUCUGUCACUUCUGAGGGAAAUAUGGGCGAAUGGUGGAUGAUGCAAGGUGGUAACACCGGUGGUAAUAUAUGGCGUUGGAUUAAUGUUUCAGCAACGAUGGCUCUUUAUGCCCUGGAGCUAUACUUGGCAAAGGAAGAUAUGGAUGGAUCUCUCACUGGGCAUUGGAAGAUAGAUUGA